This is a messenger RNA of Patella vulgata (common limpet), 1531 nucleotides long. RefSeq names its product DNA repair protein XRCC3. Gene Ontology annotation, molecular function: ATP binding; four-way junction DNA binding; ATP-dependent DNA damage sensor activity. Gene Ontology annotation, cellular component: replication fork; Rad51C-XRCC3 complex. Gene Ontology annotation, biological process: double-strand break repair via synthesis-dependent strand annealing; t-circle formation; resolution of mitotic recombination intermediates. The record is from RefSeq and is a predicted model, not a curated record. The coding region runs from base 101 to 1114 and encodes 337 amino acids. NCBI's taxonomy places the organism in Eukaryota, Metazoa, Mollusca, Gastropoda, Patellidae. The transcript is spliced from 7 exons.
UCAAAGGGACUGGAUGACGGAAACGUCAAUGGCGGGCACUUCAAUGUGAAAGAAAAGUUUUAAAAAGAUUUAGUGUUGUUCUAAUUAAUUAAGAACAUCAAUGAGCAAGUUUGAUGAUUUAGACAUUAAUCCACGUAUAUUAACUGCUAUCAAACGAUCCAAAUUAACCAGUGUUGAAUCUGUGUUGAGUUUAUCUGGACCUGAUCUAGAAAGAACAUGUCAGUUGUCAUCGAGUGAUGUAUCAACAUUAAAACAUGCCAUUGCUGAAUCAAUACCAAAACCGGAUCCAUGUACAGCUUUGGAUCUGUGGAAGGGGGAAUGUGUCAAUAAUUUAAAGAUCAAGAAACUGUCAAUAGGUUGUGAUGUUUUUGACAAUUUCUUACGAGGUGGUAUAAUAUCGCGAGGAAUAACAGAAUUAUCAGGUGAAAGUGCCAGUGGUAAAACCCAGUUCUGUUUACAGUUAUGUCUGACUGUUCAACUACCUGUUACACACGGAGGACUAGCAGGAGGUGCAGUCUAUAUAUGUACAGAAGAUGCAUUUCCUAAUAAACGUCUACAACAGCUCAUCAGCCAUUACAACGAGAAAUAUUCAGGUUUAAAGGAAAGAAUACAAUUCAGUGACAAUAUUUAUAUAGAACACAUAUCAGAUUAUGAUGGUUUGACUUAUUGUAUACACAAGAAAUUACCUGUGUUAUUAGCUCAGGGUUUGAUUCAACUGGUAAUUGUUGAUUCUGUAGCGGCUCUGUUUCGUUGUGAUUACGAGAAUCAUGAAAUGAUAAAGAGAGCGAAACACAUGAACACGUUUGCUGGUAAACUUCGUGGUUUUAGUCAACAGUAUAAUAUACCUAUUGUUUGUGUGAACCAGGUGAGUGAUUGCUUUGACAAGUCCAGUACAAGAAAAGUUCUGCCUGCAUUAGGCUUAACCUGGUCUAACCAAGUCACAUCAAGGUUUAUGUUAGCUAAAACAAGCUGCCCAAUUCAGCUAGAAAAUUCAAUUCCCAAUAAAAGUGUGGACGGAAGCGUGCGGAAGUUUGAAGUGGUAUUUGCCCCCAACAUACCACAACUCGUCUUCCCGUUUAUAGUGGACAAAUAUGGUAUACAUGGUCUGAAAUAAGGCCUGAUGACUGAUAACCUUUUGAACGGUGAACGGUCACUUUUUAUUGUUUAUUUAUGGCAAACAUAUUCCUGGUUAAUGUGUAGAUCUCUAUAGAUAUACAUGGAUGGUCAUCUAUUAUUAUUUAUAUUAUCAAAUAUCAACCAUUAAUGGCAUGAUUGUUAUAGUUAUUAAUAUAUGACAAUAAUGUUAUCCAGUCCAUAAAAAAUAAUUUUAUUUUUAUCACUGAGUUAUUUAAAGCUACUGUGACAGCUGAUUUGUAUACUUUGUAUCAUAUUGGACAUGAUAUUAUUUAUUUUUUUAAUAUAAACAAAAUAAAGCCAUUAAUUAAAUACUUUUAGAAUAUUGAAUGUAUAUUAUUGAUGUAAAGGGUUGGAUGGCCGAAUGGUUAGUAUGUGCGCGCUGUAUCAUAAGGUC